CUUUACACUGUGGGGAGCGGGCAGCUGACACACCUGAGGGAUGGGGCUGGCGGCUCUUGGCGGCCACGUCUUCUCGGUCACGCCGCUCCCAGCCCGGUGUGCGAGCAGCUCCUGCUUUCCGCGGCUCCAGGUGUGUCCUGGCGCCGUGUGAGGCCUACGCGCUUUGUCACCGCCGUACACACAGAGGGGUCACGCAAGCACAGCCUGUAGGUUCCCCCGUCUGUAGGUUCUGCCACAUAAGCCUCCUUUUUCCACUGGGGAAUGUGGCGUGCAGGUGGAGCUCAGGGCCUUGAGUUUGUUGCUUGAGCCUUCUGGAUGUUUGGCAGGUCAGUUAAAGUGGUGAUUGAGCGUGGCAAGUGGGAGCCUGGUGAAUCGCCUGGCCGGCUCGGCCUCUAUGCUUACUAGUUCUUUACAGAAAUAAUGCAGACCUGUGCCGGCCCCCUUGAGAGGCAAGACUGUCACAGAGACUGCAUUUCCUAACUACGUGCUUGCUAUGUCCUCCCCAAGAACGCAGGUGGAUAUAUGCUUUUGUAUGCAGCAUCACUGUCCCGAAGGAUAGUCAGGGAGUCUGUGAGAGAUUAGCAAGAAAAGAUAUUCCUGUGUGGGACAGUCACAGAGCAGUAUCCUCCAUCACUGGAGAUACUGUAGUGCAGCAAGUGUUCACAUGUGUUGUUUUCGUUCCACAUCAGAAAAUAGGCUCUGCUUAAACACCAUCCCAGAGGAGGACGAGGACAUAGGAGCUAAUAAAACAGCUGGUUUUUUCCCCCAGUCCUGUUUUUGAGUGGAGGCAGAGUAAUAUUUUUUUUAUAGGUGGGGGAUAGAGUCAGUUAUUCACAUAAUAUCAUACUUGCUUUCUAAUUUACAGAAAGGAGGAACUGAGAAGCCGGAAGUAUGCAUAAAACACAUAUAUCUUGAGAGGAGAGACCAUUGUGCCAACAGUGUUCCUUCCACCAAUUCGGAGGAGGAGAGAUAGUUUCUUCCAUAUCUGACAGUAGUGCUCUAUUCCAGAUGCUUCAUGCUGAAAAUAGAAUAAGGCUCUCAGAGUGUCACGAUGAAAUAAAAACUGAACCAUAUUCUAAAAGGAUGAAGUCAACAGAAGGGACUUACGAGAAACUCCCUGAUGAUGAUAACCAAGGUAUUCAGCAGGAGGUGGAUGCUGAGAGUACAUCAAGUGGUUGGAUACCAGCGUGUGCCUCAGAUAACCAAGGGCAACAUGAAAUGCAGAAGCAGGAGAAAAUACUGACUGGUGUCUUGGGAUCAUUGAAUGAAGUUCUCCUUGAAAAUAAUCCAGUGCUUAGUGAGCCAGUUGAUUUAGAAACUCUGCAGAAUGUAAAUCCUCCAUUUGCAUCGAUAAAUGACACUAAAGUUGAAGAAGAGAAAGACCCUUUUAUUACAAGUAAUGCCGGUGAAGAUAAUAGUAAAAAAAGUAGUACAUCAUUAUCAGUAAAUAGAAAUGCAUCAGAUGAAGAUUUUUUUACAAGCACAGAAUUUAUAGGACCUAUUUACAAGCCUGCCAAAAGUAACAAACAGGGUGAAUCUGGCAGUUGCAAUGAAUGUAGAAGCAAUGGGGGAGAUGGGAGUGAAUUACAUGAAAACAGACCUAAAAGAAAGGAGGCUAAGAAGAUGGAGGCUGUUUCUGCCACUGUACCAGAAAUAGAUGAUGAACUGGACCAGUUCUAUAAAGAAAUUCAUCAGCUGGAAAAUGAACAUUUAGAUACUAAUCCUCAGGGAAAAGAAAGUGAAAUUUCUCAGGAACAACAGUCUCCAUAUAACUGUAGUCAAAGCUCACAAGAGGAUUGUCAGCACAUAUUGUUGGACAGCCCACAGCCAUUUUAUGAGAAUGGACAGCGUUUUCUUGGCGAACAGAACAGUCAGAAAACUAGUAAUGAGCAGCAGUUUGUUGUGGAAACAGAUGGCUGGAAAACUGAAAAUACCUUUAAUGGCCAAGUAGAUGCUAAACAUUGGAACUGCUCAGUGCCUGAAUUCAGACCUGCUUGGCAGACUAGAGCAUCUUUCGUAGUACCUCAGGGACCUCUUCUUCCUAGACUGAACCAUCAGUCCCGUUUUCAGACACUUAAUUCCCCACCACAAAUUCCAAAUGCUCUCCCUUUUCAGAAUGGGGAACUUUGUUAUGAAAAUCGUCGUAGUUACUAUAGAAAUACUGAUAUCAACAAUCACGGUCCACUGCUUGAUCAAAAUACCAGCUAUGCUAGUCAUAUUGACAUCCAUACUACUCAGGUCUUCAGAAAUGAAAAUAAUGACCAGAAGGGACUCCAAAAUAAUGGUUUCUGUGAAACCAGAGAAGAGUGUUGGAAGGAUCCAAAAGCCGACAAUACAGAAGGAAUGUGCAGCUUUUCUUCCUUGCAGUUAUCUGAAGAAAGAUUUGGUUGUGCACAGAAAUUUCUUCUAAUCUUAAGAGGCUUACCUGGUUCAGGGAAAUCUACGCUUUCUCGCAUUCUGCUUGGUCAGAGUUGUGAUGGCAUUGUAUUCAGCACCGAUGAUUACUUCCGUCAGCAGGAUGGAUACACAUAUAAUGCUGCUCAGCUUGGUGAUGCCCAUGACUGGAACCAGAAGAGAGCAAAGCAAGCAAUGGAGCAGGGAAGAUCUCCAGUUAUAAUAGACAACACUAAUACUCAAGCCUGGGAAAUGAAGCCGUAUGUGGAAGUGGCUCUAGAAAAAGGUUACAGAGUGGAAUUCCAUGAACCAGAUACUUGGUGGAAGUUUGAUCCUGAAGAAUUAGAAAAGAGGAAUAAGCAUGGGGUCACUCGUGAGAAGAUUGCUCAGAUGUUGGAACGAUAUGAAUAUCAAAUAUCUAUACCUAUUGUCAUGAAUUCAGUGGUACCUUCCCACAAAAGCACUCAAAGACCACCUCUGCAGCGAAGACAUAGGGAGACAAUUUUAAAGACGAUCACUGGGCACCCGUUGACGAAAGCAAAGCAGAAGAAAAAGCGAAAAAGAAACAAAACAAUGGAAACUAAUCACACAGAAAUUAUGAAGAAAAUGUUACAUGGAGUAGAUUGUUAUCCAGCUCCAGGUGACCAGGACAGAUCAGAAAGUGAAGAGGAGGAUGUGGAAGAAGAAAACAGGAAAUCAUUGUGUACAUUCAGCAAAGGUCCAAAGGAUCCAGUAAUAGUUUGUGAAGAGCAGCCUAACAGUGAUGAUGAAAGCCUAAGAGAAACUGCAGGGGUUUCAAGAGAAAGGUUUGUGGUUGCUGUGCCUGAGGUCUCGAUGUCAAACAGUGCACUGAAAAAUGAAUUGCCUGUAGAAAGUGACAGUUCACUCUUAAUAGAUGUAAAACUUUUUUCUACUGAAAACCUAACCAAAAAUGCGUUCAAUGAUGAGGAAGCAAAUCAAAGGCGCAGAGAAAAUCUUUGCGGAAGCAGUUUCCUAAAAAUAAGCAAUGAUGAAAAUUCCAUCCAUGAAACAGAAGGCAUCUGUGAAGAGAAUGACACAUCACUGUUAAGCAUAGAAGAAAAAACGAAAUCGUGUCAAAUUACAUGUGAACCUGACUUGGAAGCUAAGCUGAUAAGUUUAAACAGUGAAGAAAAACAAAUCUCUCAGUGUUACAAUUCAAAGGUACGUGAUGUUGUGCCUGAUAAUAACACAGAGGGCAAAGGUGCAUUAAAAGCAGAAGAGACUAGCUCUAAUGCCUGGGCUUUUUUUUCAGUUAAUUUAUCUACUGAGGAAUUGCAGCCUGGCUUUGAUACACAAGUUUCUCUCUCUCCUUGGUCUGAGGAUAAAUUUGUAGGUGAACAAAGACCCCAAAAAAUGAGGAAACCUAAACCAACUCAGACAAACAGUUCACAGCUAAACUGCGAUCAGUCAAAAGAAGGAUUGGUAAAGGAAAAACAUUAUGAAACAGAAACUGAGGAGUUUGGCAACAUAAUAAGCAAUGGUAUGUCUGCAUCUCCAGCUGGUGAAGUGCACUUUGAUUCCCUUGUGGAAGCCAGGGCCACCUUCAUGCAGUGUUCGAGUGAAGUAAAUGUUCCAAUAAAUGAUGCUACACCAAUUACAUUGAAGAGGAAAAGGUGCAGGAGAAUUGUUAACUUAGCACCAAAGUUUAACCUACCAAGAGAGAUUGCUGAUCAUACAGAGGGAGGGAAGGAAGUCCCAGUAAAAGAAAACGUUCCCCAAAAAAGUGUUUUGGAAGUGAAGCAAAAGAACUUCCUAAGCAAGGACCGUGGAGAUGCACAUGAACAGGACUCUGCAUUGCAGGAAUAUUUUGCACCUUACAGUGACACCGAGGCAACCUCUUCCUUACCCACUCCUGAUGCUGAUGCUCUGUUACACAAUAUUUCUCACAUUCAUUCAGGACAAUGUUCUCCUGUAUCAAAAUAUUCCUGCAGUGUUUGUGUAGCUUCCAGAACAAAGGAGGAGCAAACUACAACUCUUAAGAUGCAAGAGGUAGUUGAUAAAAAAGAGGAUGAGAGCGAACAAGUUUCUUCAGAGGUUAUAAAUGGCCAACCAGAUAUUUUGUCUUCUGUUAAAAUUGUUUCUGAAUAUCCAGAAGAUUCCAGUAUAUUGGCAAGCUACAGUGAAAAGGUGAAUGAAGCAGAUGACCCUGAACCAGCAGAGGCCUCACAACUUGAAGAUAAUCAAGAUGUGGAUGUGAAAUGCAGUUUUCUGGGACUUCCCUUAUCAUUAGGAUUUGCCUUUCAACUUGUGCAGCUCUUUGGUUCUCCAGGUCUUCCACUGGUUUAGUCAUUUUAAGUUGGAAAGUAAAAGACAAUCAGUCCUCAAAGGAGCUGUGUGUGGCAACCAUCAUUUCCAAAUGUACUGCAGGCUAAGGUGACCCUACAAAGCUGUAAUCAGCAACAAAACCAUGUUUUAUUGGGAAUCACCCUGGGAUACAGUGCUGUGUAUGCACCUGCUGAAAGAGCCAUGUUCCCUGUGCAUUUGGACCCUUCAAAUUUUUGGGUCCAAAUUUAGUGGACAAACUGUAGCUUUCAUUUAGCCAAAAAAUAGGAUUAAAAACCACAGACCAGCUUUUCAGCACAUAGACCUUUACAUCUGUUUGUUUCAGUAGAAUUUAAAGUUAAGCAUGUAUUUUCAUGUGACAGCUGGGGAGCACCUUUGUCUGUUUGUCUGGCCAAACUAACCUCAGCAUUCUUUGUUUUUAUUGUAAAUGUUGAUGGCAAUACCACCUGCCAGAAGAGUGAUGCAAACCGUGGGAAGUAUUACUUGGCUUGGUCCCCAAAGGACCUGCAGUGCUGAUUCACUUAAAUCUGUCACCACACACCAAAGAACUUGACAUACAGAGCUGAAACAGAGCAAGGAAGUACUGCUGAUAUCCUUGACUGUUACGUAUAAAACAUUUUUCUUCUCCAAACUUGGAGAAACUUCAUAUCCGUGAUUAGAUUUCAUAAUCUUAGAGAGAGUUGGCCGUGACUUGAAAACAGGUAUGUUCUAGGGGAAAAAAAAAGGCAAAACCAAGUAUUCAGAAACAAUCAGUAGGUUAGUGAACCAAAUGUUAUUCUUCUCUGAGUCAGUAACAGGUGAAAAUCUGGCAUUUAGAUGAGCUUCCUUUGGAAAUAACCUUUAAGAAAUAUCAACCCACCUUGCUAUCUCUCUGAAGCUCUGCCAGCUUAUGACUGCUCUCUGCUGGAGUUUUUCCAUCAGAACUGCAUGCACUGUCUGCAGAAGGCUGGCCAUGUUCUCCUUUGAUUAUCAUUAUCCUACAAUUUCAAAAAUUCUUGUGCUUUUCAGUGGCAUAUUAUAUAUUGACAGGUUACUAUUUAUUCAUGCACACAUUUGAACUGUAGUGUUCUACAACACUGGCAAUUGCAGUCAAUUUUUAUUGAAAUUAUUUUGUUGGGGAAAAUUUUGGUAAAUAAAUGUCUUUAGUUAUUUAUAAACGAACAUUUAGUUGAUUGACUUUCUUGUGUGAUUCUCAUGUAAGUGUAGAAGAAUAUACUUUAGAUAGUUUUCCUAUGAAGACUCUCUUUUCAGCUUCUUUAACGGCGUUAGAAUUAAAACAUUUUAGAAAGUAAUUUCUUUAAUGAUAUUGCACAAAUUCCUAUAAUUAAACAUUUUAAUAUUUAAAGGUUUUUACUUGAGUUGCAUUUUGUUUAAUUUAUCAUCUGAAAGCUUUCUGGUUUUCUUGUUUUCUAGUUUUGGAGGAGUAUGUGGGGGAAAUGAAAGUAUGGUAGGAAAGCAUUUCUCUAAAUAAAGAAACCAAACCCAAAUCUCCUUCCCCCUCUUCCCUCUCCUCUGCACUGGCCUUAGAUUCUAGAAAUCCUAAAUUCUGACUUUGCUGCUCGCUCGUUGAAGUAUCUGCUUUUUUUAAAAAAGGUAUACAUAUAAUGUGUGCAAAAAUUGUAAUUCAGUAUAUAUUUUGGGUGUGGAGAGAUCUGAACACUCAACUGCAAAAAAUAUUUUCUUCUGCAGAAUCCUUGUUGCCAGAUGAUUUUAUAGUUCCUCUUGACUGGAAAGUUUCAAAGAUGAUCUAUUUACUGUGGAAGACCUCUGUGGAGG
Pseudopipra pipra is the source of this 6474-nucleotide messenger RNA. RefSeq names its product NEDD4-binding protein 2-like 2. Gene Ontology annotation, molecular function: transcription corepressor activity. Lineage: Eukaryota; Metazoa; Chordata; Aves; Passeriformes; Pipridae. The coding region runs from base 1009 to 4701 and encodes 1230 amino acids. Gene Ontology annotation, biological process: negative regulation of transcription by RNA polymerase II. The record is from RefSeq and is a predicted model, not a curated record. Gene Ontology annotation, cellular component: nucleus. The transcript is spliced from 8 exons.